AUGUAUGGAAACGGAUUUGGAAUCAAUGCACCUUCAAUGCUGUAUAAUCCUCAAAAUGUGGCAACUAAAGAAGAGAGAAAUUAUUUGUUUAAUGAUAAUAUUGUGGGUAUAGUCAUUGAUCCACACGAAAAGAAUGAAAGUGUUAAUUUAAAAACACAAAAAAAUAAAGGUGUGAAGAUAAAUAAUGACUAUGAUAGAGCAAAUAUCGCUGUAAAAUCAACAGACUUAGAAAAAAACAAACGUGAAGCAAGUACAAAACAUUUACCAAGAGAUCAUGAAAAUACUGUUAAUGAUGAAUCUUCUGAUUUAAGAAAAUUCACCUUUAAUGAAAAUAAUGAUGGAGAUUUUUCUUUGUUCGAAUAUGGUAACAACGAAAUAAAUGAAAAGAACCAAGAAAAGAAACAACACGCGGCAGCUGAAAAAACGUAUCAAUAUCACGAUACUGAUACACGAGAUCGGCGAUCAAUUACACUUUUAGAGAAAGAAAACUCAGAUAUAAAUCCAGAUUUUUCAGAAGACAGUAAUAAUUUAGAGACACAUGUACGUCUCCGAAGGCAUUUUCCGAAUUUUGUUCGACAUAGAAGAUCAAAUGCUAUAUUACCAUAUCAACAAUCUGCAUUUUUGCAGUAUCAUGGUGCUGGUGCUGAUAUUGAAGAUAACGAUGGUGAUGAAUUUGAUGAUGAUGGAUUAGAUGAUCGCACAUCAAAUUUUAUUAAAAAACGUGAAGUAGACAGAAUUGGUGAUGACAAUGAUUACGAUAAUACUCAAACUAAUUAUAAUUCAUUUGCUAAUAAUAAUCAACAACAAAAUCCUGGUUACUUUUCUCAAUUAAAUGCUGAUAAUGAUCAACAACAAUUAAAUUAUAAUCAAUUUGAUGAUUAUUCAUCACCUGAACAAAAUGAUCAACAAAAACGUAUUGGUCGAGAUAUAAUUGAUGAAGUCAGUAAUAGUAAUUUUCGAAGUCCACGUUACGAAAAUGUACAACCGAAUAUAAAAUCUUCAUCACAAGAAUACGCUAAUCGUUAUGAUAAUACAAAACUGGCUCAAAGUUUUGGAGAAGAACCGCAAACAUAUAAAGAUGAAGAAUUAACUAGACUCAAACGUGUGAAACGUCAAGAUGAUAACUUUGGAUGAAAUUUUUGUUAAAAAAAUGUUUAUAGUAUGGAAUAAUAUUGAAAUCGAUUAUUUUCAUUUCAAGAACAACAGACAGUUUGGUUUCAACAAAACUUAAAUUAACACAAAAAAAUAAUUUCAGAUCUAAAUCAAAUGAUGAGAGAAUCGUUGGGGGGAACUUCCAAUAAGGGCGUUCAUAAUACCGACUAACCGGGCUGGUAAGUAUCGCAUUCUAUGAGCGCUCACAACAUCUGAUAAGCUCUUUUUCUAAUCAACUGCAAUCAAUAUAUGUGUUAUUUUUUAUAUUGAAGAUAAUUUGAAUAUUUUUCUUGUAUUGGUUAUUUUAGGGUUUCGUAGGAUAAUCAACGGAACCUUAUUCAUAAGACCCCACUGAACGUUUGUCAGUCUGUCUCUCAGGCAGAUUUGUAUCUCAAAAUCGCAAUAGUUGUCCAUAUAAAAUCGGAAAAUUUAAAGAUAUUUUAAAACAUCUUCUGUAAAUAAGGAAAUAUUUUAACUAUAACCCAAUAUGAACAGUGAAAUUUACUUUUCUAGGAAACUAUUUCUUCAUUACA
Chrysoperla carnea is the source of this 1685-nucleotide messenger RNA. Its product is annotated as TBC1 domain family member 5 homolog A-like. The record is from RefSeq and is a predicted model, not a curated record. The coding region runs from base 1 to 1134 and encodes 377 amino acids. The transcript is spliced from 4 exons. NCBI's taxonomy places the organism in Eukaryota, Metazoa, Arthropoda, Insecta, Neuroptera, Chrysopidae.